AAAACUUUCAACCAAAAAAAUGCAGAACUUUAGUACUACUCCUCCUUCUCCAACACCAACAACAACAUUACCACCUAGUACGAUUGAGCUGUGUGAAGGGAGUGGGACUACACGGCAUAAUUGGGUUAUCUCGAUAAGAGAUAAGCUCGAGCAAGCAAAACAAGAUGACAGAACUAGCUCGGGCAAGUCCUGUAUUUACAAAGUUCCACGUUACUUGCACCGAGAUGACAAGAAAUUGUAUCUCCCACAGACUGUCUCGCUUGGUCCAUACCACUAUGGCCAAGAGCAAACCUCCAUGGAAUGCCACAAAUGGCGUGCUGUUAAUAAGGUUUUGGAACGUACGAUGCUAGACAUUGUAGUGUUUCUUGAUGCUAUGGUUGAGCUCGAGGAAAAGGCUCGAGCUUGCUAUGAAGGUACCAUUACCUUAAACAGUAACAUGUUCACAUUAAUGCUCGUUCGUGAUGGCUGCUUUGUUCUGGAGCUCCUCACUGGAUGUCAGAAUGGAUUCUCUCAACUCGGAUACGAACCUAAUGAUCCAGUUUUCGGGACUCGGGGAUCAUUUUUUCCUUUACAACGUGACAUGAUACUGCUGGAAAAUCAACUUCCUUUGUUCGUACUCAGCCGGUUGUUAGAGCUACAACUCGGUAAACAUUACCAAACUGGAUUAGUGGUCAACUUAGUGGUUCGGUUUUUUGAACCGCUAAUGCCAACGGCCGUGACGUUUGCAAGAGACAUAUCCAGUGAGCCAUCAGCGGACGAGUUGAAUUAUUUGCACUGUGUUGAUGUUUUCCGGGGAAGUCUGCUACUGCCAAAUUCUAAGCCGAUGUGUAGAUGGCCGAUGCGUUCGCCCGUGCGGAACAAUAUCUUACAUCAAUUGAUACCUUCGGCGACGGAAUUAAGGGCUGCCAAAGUUCAGUUUCGCAGCAGGAGGACCGGCCUGUUUUGGGAUAUUAAGUUCAACGACGGUUGUCUAGAUAUACCAACUCUAGUGAUCCAUGACGGUACCAAAUAUCUCUUCUCGAAUCUCAUAGCUUUCGAGCAGUGUCAUGUGGAAUCGAGCAACAGCAUAACAUCCUACUGUAUCUUCAUGAACAAUCUGAUAGACUCUGCCGAAGUUGUUAGUUACUUUGAGAAAUGUGGUAUCAUAGAACACACGCUAGGGAGUCAUUCUGAAGUCGUGGAUAUGUUCAACCAGCUAUGUCAGGGCGUAAUUGUGGAGAUCAGUGAUAUUUAUUUGUAUCCAUUGUUCACUGAGGUCUCUGAUUUUUAUCACAGUAAAUGGCCAACUACAAUCGAGAUGGAGAAGCAGUUCGCGACAUUGAGAGAAAGGUACUUCUAUAGCCCUUGGGCAUAUUUGUCUUUCUUUGCUGCAAUUAUUCUGCUAGUUCUUACUGCAAGCCAAACUUAUUUUGCUGCUUAUGAUUAUUAUCAUUAG
Messenger RNA from Eruca vesicaria subsp. sativa (arugula), 1435 nucleotides. The record is from the annotation of a GenBank genome assembly. Lineage: Eukaryota; Viridiplantae; Streptophyta; Magnoliopsida; Brassicales; Brassicaceae.